Molecule: messenger RNA, 1361 nt
Organism: Solanum verrucosum
Lineage: Eukaryota; Viridiplantae; Streptophyta; Magnoliopsida; Solanales; Solanaceae
Product: clathrin light chain 1-like
Exons: 3
Coding region: 84-1076 (330 amino acids)
Biological process (GO): clathrin coat assembly; intracellular protein transport; clathrin-dependent endocytosis
Cellular component (GO): clathrin coat of trans-Golgi network vesicle; plasma membrane; clathrin coat of coated pit
Molecular function (GO): clathrin heavy chain binding; structural molecule activity
Source: RefSeq, a predicted model, not a curated record
UGCAUAUAUAUAGGUAUAAGAGAGAAGGAAAAUUCGAGAGAUUUUGCAGACUGUAGAGAGAGAAAGAAGAGAGAAGAAGGGAAAUGGCUGCAUUUGAUGCGUUCAGUAUGGACGGUGAGGCACCGGCACCGGCGGCAUCAACUCCGUUCGACGACGGAGACUAUGAUGGCUCUUACACCGCUUUCUCCAACGCCGAUACGCCGCCGUUCCACGGCUCUGGAGGAUUCGGUGGAGACUAUGAGGAAGUGACGGUGGAACACGUAUCUCAUACCGUCGACAGUCCCGAUCCCUACGGAUACGGGUCAGAUUCGUUUCCUAACCAAACCGAUUCAUUUGGAGCUUCUGGAGCUCCGAUCUCGAAUGGGAAUGGUAAGCCCUACGAUCUAGGUGAAGAUACUGAGGGAAUUUUCAGUUCCGAUGGACCCGUUCUUCCCCCUCCGAAUGAAAUGCGUGAGGAAGGUUUUGCACUCCGCGAAUGGCGAAGGCAAAAUGCUAUCCGUCUUGAGGAGAAGGAGAAGAGAGAAAAGGAAAUCAGAAUCCAAAUUAUUGAGGAAGGUGAAGAAUAUAAGAAAGCAUUCUAUGAGAAAAGAAAUCUCGGUAUUGAGACCAACAAGACAACUAACCGCGAGAAAGAGAAGCUGUACUUGACUAGUCAAGAGAAGUUCCAUAAAGAAGCUGACAAGCAAUAUUGGAAAGCCAUAGCAGAGCUCAUUCCCAAGGAGGUGCCCAGCAUUGAGAAGAAGGGAAGGAAGAAGGAUCAAGAUAAGAAGCCAUCCAUCACAGUCGUCCAAGGGCCUAAACCUGGGAAACCUACCGAUCUUUCAAGGAUGCGCCACAUACUGCUGAAGCUUAAGCACACCCCACCACCUCACAUGAUACCACCCCCUCCUGCUCCUGCCAAGGACGCCAAAGUUGGAAAGGAUGGAAAAGACACCAAGGAUGCCAAAGCUGGAAAGGAUGGAAAAGACACCAAGAAUGCUAAAGAUACUGCUGCACCAAAUGGAACUUCAGAUGCACCUCCCAGUGAUGCCAAAGUUACUAUUCAGACAUCCGAAGAACCUGCUGCUGCAGAAUGAUCGGCUUUUGGCCUAAUUUCUUUAGUCUUUGAUGUUGUAAUGUGUUAUCCUCUUACAUAAUAACUCUUUUUUCUCUAUGAGUUUUGUUUCAUUUACUAUAUUUUGUGUCAUUCUACUACCUACUAUUCUAUUGGUUCGUGACAGACGAUAGCUGCAUUUUGUUGCAUUGGAUGUCUGAGUUUGUUUAUUGUACUAUUUAGGUCCUUUCUUUACUGGAGGUGAAUUCAUUAUUUUCUUGUUUACAGAAACCUUAUAUUUCUUGAAAGUUGAUUUGGUGGUGAAACA